This is a messenger RNA of Heterobilharzia americana, 1026 nucleotides long. Lineage: Eukaryota; Metazoa; Platyhelminthes; Trematoda; Strigeidida; Schistosomatidae. The record is from the annotation of a GenBank genome assembly.
GAAUAAGUUAAUAAUUUUUGUUUUAUUAAAUUCAAUAUGGAUUAAGCGGAUAAUAUAAAAGUGAAUGAUAUAACAAUGAGUAAUGAUACAAGUAUUAAUAUAUCAACAAGUAUAAUUAUUAUCUUUGAGAGUAUACUUGGUGCAUUAUUCAAUAUUCUUGCUAUUAUUAUUGUAUUCACAGUACAUUUUGGUUCAAAAUUAACAACAAUUAUGCUUAGAGCUCAAACAAUAUUCGAUUUUAAUGCAUGUUUUCUUACAGCUAUAUAUUAUAUAACUCAAAUUAUUGGACAAUAUAAUAAAAUUACAGGAUUAUAUAUAAUUGAUUUAUUAAUAUGUCAUUUAUGGUUUCGUAAUUCAUUAUUUUGGUUAAUGUGUAUAUUAAGUGUACAAAAUCUUGUCUGUAUAUCAGUGGAUCGAGUUAGUUCUGUUAUCUUUUUACAAUUAUAUAAAGUAUAUACAAAUCGUUUUAUUAUUAUAUAUAUUAUUUAUUUAAUUAUUAUGAUUUUAAUCUUGUAUACACCAUCACCAUUAUUACGACGUUAUGUUAAUAAUUAUUGUGAAAUGCAUUUUUCAUUUUCAUGGUUAAAAACAGAUAUAUUACUUGAUUUCAUUGUUUAUACAUGGAUUAUAUUUGCUUAUAUUAUUCCAGUUAUAAUAAUGAUUAGUAGUCAUGUUUGGGUAAUACAUAUUAUAAAAUAUUCAACAUUAUUAAAACAUAAUAUAAUUAUACAAAAAUUUCAUACAAAUUCAUAUAUUAAACGUAAAAUUAUUCAAUUAGUUAUUACAACUGCAAUUAUGUCUGGACAACAAAUUGUAUUACACUUUUUUGAAUGUAUUACACAAAUAUUAAUUAUAUGUAAUAUUAUAGAAUAUCAAUAUGAAACAGUAAUUGGUCAAAUGGGUACAUUACUCAUUAUAUUAAGUUGCCUUUUAAAUCCUUGUGUACUAAUCUUUACAACAAUUAAACUAAGAAAACGUUUAUGGAUAUUUAUUAAGAAAAUACUAGAUAAGAUUAAAAAAAUGUAA